CUUCAGCGAAGUCGCGUUUCCUGUCAGCAGACAGUUAGUGGAGAUCAAAUUCGCUUUUUCAGAAAAAGCUGAUGGUCCUCUUGAAAUUUUGAUGGUUAUUAUUGUCUGUUUACCUCACGGGAGAACACCAGUAAUUAGCUGCUUUACAAACUAUGCUCACGACACUGUAAAAAGUGGCCAGAUGUGUUAGGCUGUCCAGGUGAAAAUGAACAUGCAUGGUGCCAGUGGAGGCUGUGACCGAUCCAGGGAUCGACGUCGUUCCAGCGAUCGCUCUCGGGACUCCUCACACGAGCGUGGAGAAGGCCAGCUCACACCCUGUAUUCGCAACGUGACCUCACCCACACGCCAACACAACAGUGAUCGCGAGGGCGGCUCAUCUCGGCCCAGCAGCCCCAGGCCUCAGAGAAUCUCUCCCAGCAGCAGCAGCAGUGGGGUGGCCAGCAGCCGCAACAGUAGCUUGUCCAGCUCGGAGGGCACAUACAAGAGCAUGGUCCCCGGUGAGAUGGUCUUCGUCUACGAGAAUGUCAAAGAUGGAGCCCGCAGCAUCCGCACAUCAGAGAAGGUCACACUUAUUGUGGACAACACUCGCUUCGUGGUGGACUCCUCGAUUUUCACAGCACAGCCCAACACCAUGCUGGGCAGAAUGUUUGGAUCUGGACGGGAACACAAUUUCACCCGGCCCAAUGAGAAAGGAGAAUAUGAGGUGGCAGAGGGCAUCAGCUCCACUGUGUUUAGAGCCAUUCUGACAGGAUACGUCAUCAAUGCGUUCACGUACGCUAUGCAGACAGAGCGAGAAUGGCAGGCAAACAUCAACAACCCGAUCUUCCUUCCUGGAGGCGUGGCUUUGGACGGCGAUUUGCAGGGAGGGCAGGACGUCCGCUUUCAGUGCUAUCAGACUAAAGAUUACUAUAAAUCUGGGAUAAUCCGUUGUCCUGAUGGAAUCUCCAUUCCAGAGCUGAGGGAAGCGUGCGACUAUCUGUGCAUCUCUUUUGACUAUAGUACUAUCAAGUGCCGAGACCUGAGUGCCCUGAUGCAUGAACUGUCCAAUGACGGCGCUCGGCGGCAGUUUGAGUUCUAUCUGGAGGAGAUGGUGCUUCCUCUGAUGGUGGCAAGCGCUCAGAGCGGAGAGAGGGAGUGUCACAUAGUUGUGCUCACAGAUGAUGAUGUAGUGGACUGGGAUGAGGAGUACCCACCUCAGAUGGGAGAGGAGUAUUCACAAAUUAUCUACAGUACAAAACUGUAUCGUUUCUUCAAGUACAUUGAAAACCGUGAUGUAGCCAAAUCAGUUUUAAAAGAGCGAGGACUGAAGAAAAUUAGACUGGGUAUCGAAGGUUAUCCAACAUACAAAGAGAAAGUGAAAAAGCGCCCUGGUGGCCGGCCUGAAGUCAUCUACAACUACGUCCAAAGACCCUUCAUCCGCAUGUCCUGGGAGAAGGAGGAAGGCAAGAGUCGACACGUGGACUUCCAGUGCGUGAAGAGCAAGUCCAUCACGAACCUGGCAGCAGCCGCGGCAGACAUUCCCCAGGACCAGCUUGUGGUGAUGAAUCCUGGACCACAAGUGGAUGAACUGGACAUUCUUCCCAACCAACCUCCCCCCGGCCACCACUACAGCAACAACUUCAACAACGAGCCUGACCCCGACGCCCCCUCACCUGCCGUCUGAGAGCAGAUGCCCCUUCACAGCAUGCUGCAGCAUGAACCAGAGUGACACUAUAACCAGAUUGCCUUCUGCACCUCCUCCACAGCCUUAGAGCCUCAACUGUCUAGUUACUGUAUUUAAAAAGAAAAAGAAAAAAAAAGGAAAAAAAAACAACAACAUCAUGGACUUGGGAUACUGGCAUGGGCAGUGCUCUCCUGUUCCGUCUUCGCUGUUCUCUUUUUUUACUUGACCAAAGGAAAUUUAUUUUUGUUUGUUUGAAAUGAAGUUAUCAACCUCACUUCUUUUGUAAUUGGGCCUGUUAUAUGAUUAUAAUUAUUACUAUUGUUCUUUUCCAUUUUACUAUAUUAUUAGUGCAAUGAGUUGAAUUAUUAUAAUUUUGAAGUUCUUUACACUUGAUGCAUUUGGGUUUGGUGCCACUUCUUCUUUUGCAAAGCUCUCCCCUUGAUCUCCUCAAACCCCUGUGUCUCCACAGGAGGUCCAUUUGCCUGGUGAAUGAAUGCAGUGUUUUUCUUAGAUCGACCUUAAUUUAUCUGCUCAAUAGCUGUCUGUUCAAGCGCUUGAAAAUCAUUGUAUUAAUAAAGAUAUAUAAUGUAAUGUA
Molecule: messenger RNA, 2258 nt
Organism: Onychostoma macrolepis
Lineage: Eukaryota; Metazoa; Chordata; Actinopteri; Cypriniformes; Cyprinidae
Gene: btbd10b
Product: BTB (POZ) domain containing 10b
Exons: 10
Coding region: 206-1663 (485 amino acids)
Biological process (GO): positive regulation of phosphorylation
Cellular component (GO): cytoplasm
Molecular function (GO): protein binding
Source: RefSeq, a predicted model, not a curated record